AACCAGUGUUGUCCCGUGUGUGUUUAGACUGUUCAACCAACGAGGAAGUUUUUAACGUCAUGGGUGAAAACUCCUCCACAAAAGCGAGGCAUGUUCUUCUGCUGUCGGUGGCUAUUGGAGUGGUCCUGUUGGCACUUGCCAUUGGACUUGGAGUUGGCCUAAGUGUUAGGUCAUCAGAUCGUGCUGGACAACAAGAGGAGAAACUGGUGAUCCUUGACGUGGACCCCGGGAUUGAUGACGCCAUCGCCAUGAUGAUGGUGCUAUCCCAGCCUGCAGUGCGCGUGCUGGCGGUCACGUGUGUGAAGGGAAAUGCGCGGGAAGUUCAGAUGGCCUCUCGGAACGCGCUGAGGAUUUUACAGGCUGCCGGGCGCAUGGAUGUCCCUGUGUACGUAGGGUCAUCUCUCCAACUCAUGGGGCACGACGUUUAUGAUCACACGUACUGGAACGGAGCUGACGGUUUGGGAGAUGUACCCGACACCAGCCCACCUGACUACAGCCUCAUCAAUCAAACAGAACACGCCGUUUUGACGUUAAUACGGAUGUCCAAGGCCUUCCCGAACCAGAUCACCCUGAUCGCCCUCGGUCCGCUGACUAACGUGGCGCUGGCCAGGAGGAUGGACCCGGACAUUUCCUCACGCUUCAAGGAGAUCAUCAUCAUGGGAGGCAACAUCAGAGGAGUAGGUAACAUGGACAUAGCUGCGGAGUUUAACUUCUGGAUGGACCCUGAAGCGGCGCAGGUUGUUUUACGGGAGUACAAGUGUCCCAUGAAGGUUGUACCGUGGGAGGUCUGUCAGGAGCACGGACUGGAAUGGGAUUUCUUCUCAAGCUGGUUAUCUGUGGACACGCCCAAGGCUCGCUUCAUCCGGGACAUCACGUACAACCUAACGCAAACACUACAACAUGACGGCAUGCUAACGUACGAUUCCUGUGACCCCUUGGCAACCGCCGUUGCCAUGGACAACGCCCUAGCACAGACCGUCUCUAAUGUGUACGCUACUGUAGAAACAAAGGGAGAGUUUACAAGAGCACAGAUGGUACCGGAUUGGGGAGGGUUGAGUCAGAAAAGCCCUAAUAUUGACGUCAUGCAAAACCUUGAUAUGACGCGGUAUAAAGAACUUUUGAUCGAAGCAGUAGCAUAAUAUGUUUGUGUACAGCAGUUUUACUUCUAUCAUUACAUGCAUGUUGGACUUUAACUUUCAGAAGUCAGUUUUGUAAGAGAUGAGUGGUAGACGUUUGGGCAGAUCUACUGAAGCUUUCAUCGGGAUCGUAAUGGGUCAAUCCCUUAGGACACGUGACCCCACCGAGACGGCGGCCGGUAUAGACUUCCCGUGUCCUAAAUGAUACGGUCCUUCACAGUCUAGAACACUUGACUAUCAGAUUCUAUUCCAGCAUUUACCAAAAUUAACUAAAAAGCAAUUUAAAUACACAAUUACUUGUGACAACCCCUACAUGCAGGGUUAUAUAUUAAAGAUUGUAUAGAUAUUAAAAACUCCUCCAAUGAUUGUAAAAGUUCAUAUUCAUACCUAUCGCAUAGUAGCUAACCACCCUAUUUCGUAUUAGUUUCAUAUUU
Molecule: messenger RNA, 1570 nt
Organism: Branchiostoma belcheri (Belcher's lancelet)
Lineage: Eukaryota; Metazoa; Chordata; Leptocardii; Amphioxiformes; Branchiostomatidae
Exons: 7
Coding region: 60-1139 (359 amino acids)
Molecular function (GO): hydrolase activity, hydrolyzing N-glycosyl compounds
Source: RefSeq, a predicted model, not a curated record